Molecule: messenger RNA, 2037 nt
Organism: Seminavis robusta
Lineage: Eukaryota; Bacillariophyta; Bacillariophyceae; Naviculales; Naviculaceae
Source: the annotation of a GenBank genome assembly
AUGGAAGGAGAAGCAAGUGCUCAUUCAGAGAAGAAGGACAGCCCACCUCUUGCCCCGAGUGUCAAAGCACGACGUGACAUAAUCCCAAUAGCCAACAACAAUGAUGGGACCAACAAAGUCAAACCUGACGGAAACACAAGAGCCAAGGAGAAGCCAACAGCAGAAUGUAUGACCACCAACAUUGGCAGUGCCAGCAUGAACAACACCGAUACGGCUGCACCUUCAUCCGUUGCAAAUAGACUUGGCGACACACAACAACAAAGUGACCAGCAAUUCUACUUGUUCCCAAAGGAGAAGCAGGAACAAAUCAAAUGCACUCUGGCUGCAACAUCGUUUGCGGAUAUGACAGCCCAGCUUGACAGCACUCAACGAAGUGGUCAGCUUUCAGUCUUUGUUCCUACACACACGCAGCCAGACCUACCAAUGACGGACAGAGACACAAACAAUCCGCUGCGACAGGCCAAUCCGGUACCAUUGGAAGAUCCACCAGAUACUACGGAAAUGAUGUAUACCCAUCCCGUUGAUCUGGAACCUGCCAAGCAAAGGCAAGGAAAAAGGAGGAGACAAAGGCAUUGCUGCAUUCUGGCCGCGAUGGUCAUGUCGGUUGUCUUAGUUAUUGUCGUGGGAGCUCUGAUUGGAAGUCAAGUGCAAAAAGAACCAGAAGUGAUCAUCUUGCCGCCAACAGAAAGUGCAACAGUUUAUGGUCCUACGGAAUCAUUGGAAGGGCCCUCUGCUGCCCCAACUGGACUUCUUGACUUGCUGUUAGAUACUGGCAGUCUGCCCAUGCACACCUUGGCAAGCAUCAACAGUGGCAGUGAAACUCCCCAGUGGAAGGCAUGGCAAUGGCUAUCCAAUCACCAAAACAUUACUGCUCUUCCAAACUGGAGAAAAUCACAACUGUUUGCUCUUGCUACAUUCUUCUAUGCAUUUGAGGGAGAAAAUUGGCCCCACUCAAUACAUGAACGAUGGAUGGACGAGACAAAGGAGGAGUGCGAAUGGUUCUCCAGUGGAUUUGGAGGUUUUGUUGAAGACGAUUUUGUUGAAUGGCAAGACUUGGGUUGGCCAUCUACCAAUCCUUGCAACAGACAGGGACAAUUCACAAAUCUUCAUCUUGAAGAUCUGCAGCUGUCUGGGCUUUCGCCAUUUGUUCCAGCAGAGAUCACCCUCUUGACCUCCUUGUUGGUUCUCAAAUUGGAUAGAAAUGAUAUUGCUGUACCAAUGCCAGCAUUGCUGCCCUCUGAAUUGUACACCAUGACUUCACUGACUCUUUUGGAGUUGCAUUCCAAUCGGAUCACAGGCCAAAUCCCCUUUGGGCUUGGAGAGCUUUCUUCUUUAACUGAGUUGCUCUUGUCACUUAAUCAGAUCACUGGACCCAUGCCCUCAGAGCUUGCGAAACUGACUGGUUUGAACAUGUUGCGGGUGUCUGGCAAUCUCCUGACUGGCCAAAUACCUUCAGAGUUUGGGCAAAUGACCUCUUUGACUUCCUUGGAUUUGAACCAAAAUCAGUUCUCAGGUCCCAUUCCUUCGAGCCUUGGACAGAUGACAGCCUUAUCAUCCUUGGCUUUGGAUUCAAAUCAGUUGUCGGGCUAUAUUCCUUCAGAGCUUGGACAGCUGACUGCUUUGACUGGCUUGUGGUUGUAUGACAAUCAAUUGACUGGCAAAGUCCCUUCUGAGUUUGGGCAAGCGACUGCUUUGAUUUGGUUGGAUUUGCAAGAAAAUCAGUGCACUGGCAAACUUGCCUCUGAGCUUGGACAUUUGACUGGAUUGACUGGAUUUCAUUUGGAGGAAAACCGGUUGACUGGCCAAAUCCCUUCUAACCUUGGACAACUGUCGGCUCUGAGGUCCUUGUCAUUGGGUGGAAAUCAAUUGACUGGCGAAGUUCCAUCCGAGCUUGGACAGCUCACUGCUUUGUUGGAGUUGUGGUUGCAUGAAAACCAGUUGCGAGGCGUCAUCCCCAAGGAGCUCUGUUGGAUGCAGGCACUGCAUUUUGAUUGUACCUCUAUUUUGUGUGGAUGUGAUUGUUACUGUUCCAAUUGA